AUGCAUGGUAGAGGCUCAGCGAAUGUUGACCGCCCGGCGGAGAACGGUGGCUCAUCAACGCGCAGUACCCGGUCGGCGCAGUGUGGGCAGAUACCUGAGGAAGAGACCGGCAGACAUCCUUCCAAUACCCAUGAUCAGGUUCACGACGCUUUGCAGUCACCAGGGCGCCUGGCAGUCUGGCUAGCACCUUCGAGGAUCAAAGUAGACGAGUUGCGAAAAAUCCUCACGGAGCACAAAGUAAUAUUUCAACCCGGGGACAAAAGAGAACGGCUUUUGCCACUUUACAAAGAUCUGAGACUCCGACACCGACAAUCUCAAGACGUGGGCAGGGAUGUAGGAACUGAUGCGAGGAAUUCCACCGUGGGGCCCAGAAGGAAACGUCCCUCAGAUGCAAAAUUACCUGCGCGUAAGCGGGCACGCAAGGCUAUUUCUGGGGGGGUACCUUCGACCACGGCCACUGCAGUUGCAGGGGACGCUCAAUGCUCUCGUACGGCUUUGCCGUCUACGGUUGCUGAAGGUUCAUCAGCAAAGAACGUCCAGCCCGGCGUUAACUUGCCUUCUCAAGUCACUUCAGCCGGUCCACAAGCACCACCCCGCGGCACCAUCUGGCUCGCGCCUUCCAGGAUUAAAGUAACAGAGCUUCGGAAAGUGCUCGAGGAGCACAACGUACCCUUUGCACCCGGCGACAAAAAAGAACGGCUGUUGGCACUUUACAAACCGCUGAAACUUCAACAUUCGAAAGCAUCCAGUAGAUCAACUCAACUUGGCGGCUUGGGAGUUGCUUUGGAAAUCGCAACCGAGAAUUCCAACGUGGGGUCCAGGAGAAAAACAAGAGAAGAAGAAGAAUUGCCCCCAGGUAAGCGGCCGCGCACGACCCCAAACCCCCCGUCUGGCGCAAUGCCGUUAACAACGGCCGUUGAAGAGGGAAAGCACAGCAUGGAGAAUUCCGAUACGACUCCGCCCUCGACAGGAGCUGAAGGAUCAUCGGCAGCGGCUCUCCAGCCCGACUCCAGCACACAUACCAAAAGCUCUUCAGUCGGCCCACAGACCACGUCACGCGAGACAAAUCUGUCGGAGCUUCAUCCCGGACCUUCAGAGGAAGAGAUUGACCAGCAUCCUGACGCACUUGGAGCACACGCUGACCCUCCCGAGUCCAACUCACCCACUCGCCGCCGUGAGAAACAGCGGAUGGAGGUUGCCCCGGAAGACUCAGCGCAACCUGGACUCCAAGCGGAGCUUCCAGCCUCUGCUCCAUCCUCGCAAGUCCCUGGUACCCUUGAAACACCCCCCGAAACAAACCAAAUCGCACCUGGCCACCAUGAAAAACGUCGGGCGAUGUCCGCCGAUAAUUUCACGAGCCAAGCGACUCCUGGCAUAAUCCGCUCGCCUUCCGAUGGGUUGAAUGCACUCAUUCAUCCCUCAGGCAUCAUCCAACACGACGACGCGUUUCCUCGAAAGAAACCUCGCAUGGAUCCCUCUGGUACAACUUUGGCCCUCUUACCUCCAGGAAAGCGAUGGCGUCGCAAUCGCAAGGCAAUCCUACCUCCUCGAGAAAAUCAAGUGCUUGCAAUCAAUCAUCUGGCGGCCGAGCAGUCAACAGGUAACUCCUCCGACACUGGGUGCUUCACAGGCCAAUUUACUUUCUCCGCCCCGUUGGAGCUAGAUGUCGUUCCCGGUAGACCAGGUAUUCGAUCGGGUCCCGCGUGCAUUCCAGCACCUAAUGAUCAAGCCCCCUCAUUUGUCAGCACGUUCAGUGAUUUAGGUUAUGCUGAGGUCCCCUUACCCGCAGAUCAUUUACCUGCGCCGGCGCCACUCCCGGAGUCUACUGCGCCAACUUUACAAACACUAGCCGAUGGACAAGCUGGACAAGCUGACUGCUCGAGGCCAUCUUGUAUUACAUUCCAACCGCUCAAUUCCGCCGAGGGUGAUCCUAGCGCUAAAGUGGGCACCCCGCGCAUUUCAACAACCAACAACCAAGGAACCUCACUUGUUUGCGCUAUCAGUGAACAAUGGGACGACUCAAACAUUUUGUCCGGAGUUCUGCCAGCCACUUCGGCACCACCCGCGGAGCACGCGGACCUUUUAACAUCCGUUGAUCAACCACCGACCCUUGCUGGCGCCACUAGGGAACCAAGGAAUCCUUUACUACCUCUACCAGCAGCUCUUCCAACCCCUUUGACGCCUCCCACGCACUCUGCCAACUUACCAGUACCAGUUGAUGAACAAACGCCAUUGUUCGAUAUCUUGGUCCCGGAGCCUGACCCGUCUAUCUCUCGAGAGAUGCUGGGACUUGAUUUUGCCCUUGACGAACACACCUUGGAAUCCUCUCCGACAUGCCUUCCAAAACCCGCCGAUCAGGCAAUUACCCUUUCUCCUUCCUUUCACCGAGAUGAUUAUUCUACACGGCCCAAUUCAGCUGAGGACGCUGUGGAACUACUCAACCAGGGAGAUAGAGCUUGGAGGGGAUAUAGACAACUACACUAG
Messenger RNA from Puccinia graminis f. sp. tritici CRL 75-36-700-3, 2484 nucleotides. RefSeq lists its product as uncharacterized. Bases 1 to 2484 code for a protein of 827 amino acids. NCBI's taxonomy places the organism in Eukaryota, Fungi, Basidiomycota, Pucciniomycetes, Pucciniales, Pucciniaceae. The transcript has 7 exons. The record is from RefSeq and is a predicted model, not a curated record.